AGAACUUUUAAUCCAAGAAUCAAAAGCUAUUCAGCAAGCCAAAGAAAGCAUUCGAGUAGCUGAAAACGCAGUUCUACAGAAAGAAGAAGCUCUAUUUAGAGAACAGCAAGCCUUGAAAGAAGCUGAACGUUUACAAGCAUCUAUUAAUCAGUUAGUUGAAAAUGCUGCCCAAAGAACAAAAUUAGAAGUUGAUAGUAUUAAGAAAAGGUGCAAUGAAAAUAUCAAAAACUUAAUGGAAGAAAUAUAUAUUCUUGAAUUGGAUAAUAAUGAAAAGCAGACACAGUAUGAUCGUGUUGUUCGAGAAAAACGAGCAGCAGAAGAAGAAUUAGAAUUAUUACAUAAAGAAGGUUUGCAGAGUAAACCACAAAACAGUUUACUGUUUGACGAUCUUACUAAACGUCUUGCUACUGCAGAACAAUCUCGAAAUCAAGCUCAAUUGAAAAUUCAGUCUUUGGAGUCCAAAAUAAAGAAAAUGGAAACUUG
Messenger RNA from Centruroides sculpturatus (bark scorpion), 483 nucleotides. Its product is annotated as sodium channel and clathrin linker 1-like. NCBI's taxonomy places the organism in Eukaryota, Metazoa, Arthropoda, Arachnida, Scorpiones, Buthidae. The transcript is spliced from 3 exons. Gene Ontology annotation, biological process: clustering of voltage-gated sodium channels; cilium assembly. Gene Ontology annotation, cellular component: centriole. The annotation marks the transcript as partial. The record is from RefSeq and is a predicted model, not a curated record.